AGUGUCGAGGGUUGUGUCGGUUUCAUCGCUGGGAGGCUAGAACUAGCGGAAUUAUGGCUGCGCUGAAUUAAACCUUCCCAAGUCCUUUGCUGCCGAGAACAUCUUAGACAAGCAACAAAGAAAAAAAAAGAUUUGGGAAGACUUGUAGCAACCUUUCAAAGAGGAAAUUUUGAAAAACAGUAUUUGAGGGGAAAAAGUUUGCAGACGUUGAAAAAGUUUUGGAACAACUUUGUAAAGUUCCUUAAAAGAAGCCUUUUGGGGAAAAAGUUUGAAAAUUGUUUGGAUAGUGUGCAGCAGACAUGGCUGUUUAUACCUUGACUAGUUUUUCCUUGUUAAGUCUGUUGUCGUUCGGAUAUUUGUCUUGGGAGUGGAUGAAACCUGAGCCGAGCGGGAAGAAGGCGACAGGGGUGGACGGCUCCGCGGGCAAGCCCCACAUCAUCUUCAUCCUGGCGGAUGACCAAGGCUUUCACGACAUAGGGUACCACAACCCGGAGAUCCACACCCCUACGAUGGACAGGCUGGCGGCGAAAGGGGUUAAACUGGAGAACUAUUACAUCCAACCCAUCUGUACCCCUUCCAGGAGUCAGCUGAUAACGGGAAGGUACCAGAUACACACGGGCCUCCAGCACUCCAUCAUUCGGCCUAGACAGCCGAACUGCCUGCCCCUGGACCAGGUAACGCUGCCCCAGAAACUGCAGGAGGUGGGCUACUCCACGCACAUGGUCGGCAAGUGGCACCUAGGCUUCUAUAAGAAGGAAUGCCUGCCCACCAGGAGGGGCUUUGACACGUUCUUUGGCACUCUGACGGGCAGCACGGACUACUACACGUAUGACAACUGCGACGGCCCCGGGGUGUGCGGCUUUGACCUGCACGAUGGUGAGAACGUGGCCUGGGAGUACAGUGGCAAGUACUCCACCACCCUCUACGCCCAGAAGGUGGCCAAGAUCCUGGCGUCGCGGAGCCCUGCCGAGCCCAUCUUCAUCUACGUGGCCUUUCAGGCCGUCCACACGCCCCUGCAGUCGCCCAAGGAGUACAUCUACCAGUACCGUUCCUACGGCAACGUGGCACGCCGCAAGUAUGCCGCCAUGGUCACCUGCUUGGACGAGGCUGUCAGAAACAUCACCCUGGCCCUCAAGCGGUACGGUUACUAUGACAACAGCAUACUCAUCUACUCGACGGACAACGGGGCCCAGCCCUUCACAGGGGGCAGCAACUGGCCGCUGCGGGGCCGUAAGGGGACGUACUGGGAGGGGGGCAUCCGAGGGGUAGGCUUCGUCCACAGCCCCCUGAUCGAGAAGAAAGGGAGGGUGAGCAGGUCGCUGGCCCACAUCACCGACUGGUACCCCACCCUGGUCUCGUUGGCGGGCGGUAAUCUGAGUGGGGUGAGUCCUCCCCUGGACGGGCACAACCUCUGGCCCACCAUUAGCAGGGGCAAGAAGUCUCCUCGGAGAGAGAUAUUGCACAACAUCGACCCCCUGCACACCCCGGCUAGGUCCGGCUCCUGGGAAGAGGGGCAGGGCCUCUGGAAUACUGCAAUCCAGGCUGCCAUCCGGCAAGGAGACUGGAAGCUGCUGACAGGAGACCCUGGCUACGGGGACUGGAUACCCCCUCAGACUCACCCCAGCCUGCCCGGCACUUGGUGGAACCUGGAGCGGCAGAGGAUGGGGCACCGGCAGACCGUCUGGCUCUUCAACAUCACGGCCGACCCCUACGAGAGGGAGGAAGUGUCUGCCCGCCACCCCGCCGUGGUCCGCAGGUUGCUGGCUCGCCUGGCCCACUACCACAGGACUUCGCUCCCUGUGCGCUACCCAGCCGACGACCCCCGGGCUAACCCUGAGCUCCACGGCGGUGCCUGGAUGCCCUGGGCUGGGGAGGACGAGGGGGAGCCGCAGGGAGACGCGGUCAGCAGAGCGGGAAAGAAGAAGCGGAAGUCGUGCAAGAUUUGCAAGCUGAAGUCUUUCUUCAAGAAGCUCAACAGGAGGAUAAUGUCGAAUCGGAUCUAGGGAGGGCUGUGGUCUGUAGACCAUGGGCCCAGAGGCAGCAUGAACUGUGAACCAUGCCUGGAUGUACCAGCACACAGACAUUAGCAACAUCUGCCUCCCCUACUCCUGAGACCCUCUGAAGCCCCUUCUAAAUCUGAGUCCCUUAUGCACUCAGAGACCAUUUUACUAGGUAUACUGCUGGUUAACAUAAAUCUGUAAUUGGCCAAUCUUGUGGCAGAAACUGAAUGCAUAAAAGCAUGCAGACAUGG
Messenger RNA from Hypanus sabinus (Atlantic stingray), 2251 nucleotides. RefSeq names its product arylsulfatase I-like. The transcript has 2 exons. The record is from RefSeq and is a predicted model, not a curated record. Bases 300 to 2003 code for a protein of 567 amino acids. Lineage: Eukaryota; Metazoa; Chordata; Chondrichthyes; Myliobatiformes; Dasyatidae.